CUGAGCCUGGGAAAUUAAAGGCUCGGCGGAGCUGGUCGGUUUAUAUCGGAAAGCGGCUUUGACUUCAGGAAAGGCGAUCUGCCGAGGGGGCGCGGUGGCAGCCCUUUGGGCCCCUCCCCUCCUUCCUGGGUUUUUUCGCGGCCGCCGCAGACUCCCGGCUCCGCCCCGCCCUCCCGUCGCUGGGAGGGCUGGUCUGGGUCGUUGGCGCGCCCCCUUCGGGGUAGACGCUAGGCCCAGCUGGAACCAGAGAGUUUGAAACAAAACUUCAGACAGGAAUCCUUGGGACCUGACACAAUGGAGACGGAAAGUGAGCAGAAUUCAAAUUCAGCCAGUGGCAGUUCAGGCUCUGGUGGAAGCACUCGCCCUCAGAUAUCGCAAAUGACACUCUAUGAGCGGCAGGCAGUGCAGGCCCUUCAAGCACUACAGCGACAACCCAAUGCAGCCCAAUACUUUCAUCAAUUUAUGCUUCAACAACAGCUCAACAGUGCUCAACUUCACAGUCUGGCUGCAGUCCAGCAGGCCACAAUUGCAGCCAGCAGACAGGCAAGCUCUCCAAACACAAGCUCCCCUCAGCAGACAGCCACCACCCAGGCUUCAAUUAAUCUGGCUACCACAUCAGCUGCACAAUUAAUCAGUCGCUCACAAAGCGUGAGUUCACCUGGUGCCACGACACUGACACAAUCAGUCCUUCUAGGAAACACCACUUCACCACCUCUUAACCAGUCACAAGCUCAAAUGUAUCUUCGGCCACAGCUGGGGAAUCUGUUGCAGGUGAACCGGACCUUGGGCCGCAAUGUACCUCUUACUUCCCAGCUCAUCUUGAUGCCAAAUGGGGCUGUGGCUGCUGUUCAGCAGGAAUCACCUUCCCCUCAUGCUCCUGGGAUCCACACAGACACAGACCAGGUGCAGAAUUUGGCUGUCAGGAGCCAGCAGACUUCAGUAGCUAAUGCACCACUCCAAGGUUCUACUCCAAAGGCUACUUUGCCAGGGAAUUCCCAGUCUUCAGUACUACCCCAUGCUGGCCAAACAUUGACAGUAACCCAAGGAUCUUCUGGCAAUGUAGGCCAGUCACUCAAUCUAAGCCAAGGUGCAGCAGGAAGUAAUGGCAUUUCUGGAGGUAUGGCCUCGUCAGUAGGCAGUCAUGCUACCACUGGGUUGAACCAGUCAACUUCAUCCGGCCCAGGAUCCAGCUGCCAAAGGAAAGGCACUGGUGUGGUUCAGCCUUUACCAGUACCUUCUGCUCCCCAGGCAGUGACUGUGAGCCAAGGAAGUCAGACAGAGGCAGACAGUAUGGCAGCAAAGAAAGCUGAAGGUGACGGUAAUGGGCAACAGACUGUGGGCAUGAAUCUGACCAGGACAGCUACACCAGCUCCAAGCCAAACUUUGAUCAGCUCUGCUACGUAUACCCAAAUCCAGCCUCAUUCAUUGAUCCAGCAACAGCAGCAAAUUCACCUCCAGAAGCAAGUGGUGAUUCAGCAACAAAUUGCUAUCCAUCACCAGCAGCCAUUCCAGCAUCGUCAGUCCCAACUCCUGCACACUGCUACACACCUCCAACUGGCCCAGCAGCAGCAGCAAGCUCCACCUAUGACCCAGCAGCAGCAGGGGCCACCACAAAUUUCACAACAAGCCUCAUCUCUUCAUGGCCAACAGCAAGCCCAAACUCUUGUUGUCCAGCCCAUGUUGCAGUCACAACCUCAGCCAGUGCAGCUCCACCAGGACAGUCAUUGCCAGACAGUCACUAAGACCUCUGUCCCUAUUCAAUCCAAGCCUCCCACAGCCCCUCUGAAACACUCACAAAUUGGUGCGGCCAAAAUGUCAGCUUCCCAGCAGCCCCCCCCUCAUAUACCAGUACAGAUGGUAGGAAAUCGUCAGCAAGGUUCAGCUCAGGCUCAGGCAUUAGGGCUUCCUCAGAUGAACACAGCUGUGCAGUCCCCCCGGGGUGUGCCAGCUGUAGUGCAGCCAGUAUCCCAAACCCAUACAGUGUCCUCAUUAGCACAGAUCUCUUCCUCUUCUUCCUCUUCUUCGGUAUCAUCAUCACCACCACCACCUUCUCUUCAAGAAGCACUUUCUCCGCUCAUUGCUGGAGCCAAUGUAGCACAGGGCACAGUGCAGAGCAAGCCCCAGGCUUUGGCAGUCAAGCGCAAGGCAGAAUCUGAAGAGGAGAGAGAAGACUCUAGUACACCAUCUUUACAGGCUGUCAGAUCUUCUCCUGUGGCUGAGAGCCCCAAAAUCAUAGAAGAUAAGGGUGGCCUUGGAGAGAAGACUGACUCUGUCACCAGUGGUACUCUAAAUGCAUCCCCAGAUCCCAACUCUGCAAAUCCAACAAUUGCUUCUGUUCCUACACUGGCUGUGUUGUCACGUCAGACUGGAGAUUCCAAACCCCCACAAGCCAUUGUCAAACCUCAGAUUCUUACACAUAUCAUAGAGGGCUUUGUUAUUCAAGAAGGGGCAGAGCCUUUCCCGGUGGGCUAUUCUCAGUUCCUUAAAGACUUUGAAAAGCCUCUUCAAGGGGCCACUCCUUCUAGGCAGUCUAACAACCAACCCAGCAACUCUCCUGGAGUAGAAAGUUUAACCGUUGAUCAAGACAAGAAAGGAAACUUGCUGAAAUGUGAGUUCUGUGGCAAAUAUGGCCCUGCCAGUCAGUUCCGUGGUUCCAAGAGGUUCUGUUCUGUAACAUGUGCAAAGAGGUAUAAUGUGAGCUGCAGCCACCAACUACGUCUGCAAAGGAAAAAAAUAAAAGAGCUCCAAGAAGCAAACUAUGCUCGUCGUCGACGUGGACCCCGGCGCAACAGCUCUGAGAUUGCUCGAGCCAAAAUCCAGGGCAAACAUCACCAGGGCCAAGAAGAUUCAAGCAGAGGAUCUGAUAAUUCUAGUUAUGAUGAAACACUCUCCCCCACAUCACCAGGACCUCUUUCAGUGAGAUCUAGUCAUGGAGAGCGAGAGCUUGUCAAUUCCAGCAUGACUCAGCCCAUUUCUGACUUGCAUGGUAUCAAUCCAGUUUUCCUGUCCAGCAAUCCUAGCCGCUGGAGUGUGGAGGAAGUAUAUGAGUUCAUUGCAUCCUUACAAGGCUGCCAGGAGAUUGCAGAGGAAUUUCGGUCCCAGGAGAUAGAUGGCCAGGCCUUGCUUCUGCUAAAAGAAGAACAUCUCAUGAGUGCCAUGAAUAUCAAAUUGGGUCCAGCUCUCAAAAUCUGUGCCAAAAUCAACAUUCUUAAAGAGACCUAACAUGGAAUGCAGAUUUUUUUCCCCUAGCUGUAAUGAAUACACUAAAUGGAAGAAAAGAAUUCUUUUACAAGCCUAUGUCAUGGUGAUACUUGGGGAGGAAUAGUCCCUUGGAGGCCUUGAAACAUCUUGUCAAAAGCAUAGAAUAUCUUCUGUUGUGCUAUGAAUUCUUUCUGAGGGAAAAAGGGAAAAAACAGUUCUGUGCUGCAGCUGCUGUGAAUCCUUCCUGUCAAGUUGCUGGAUUCUCAUAUUUUUCUCCCAGUAGAAUUGUUCUUUCCACAUGGUUUCAAUUUUCAGGGGACCAAUUGGUAUUGAAUCUUUUCUCUUGCUAAAGGCUUCUGUUUGGAACAGUAAAGAAAUGUUUUAAAUGGCAUCUUUUCUAAUUGAAGUGUUGACUGAAGGUAAGUAGUAAAUUGAUUUCAUAUAGAAUACAGGAGUGAACGUUAAUUGAACAUUAAAGACUAGAGUUGGCCCAGGUUUAAUGGGACUAUCCAGAAAACAUUACAUCUGAUAAUAACAUCAGAGGGUUUAAAGAUUUUUAAUUUCACUUGUCUCUUGUGGGAUUUGGAGAAAAAUUACUCAAGAGCCAAAGGAGAAUCCAACUCUAUUGAAGCUCCAGAUGUUUCAUCCUGCUUUUUUAAAAAAAAAUGUCUUCUUUGGUUUUUGUAUCUUACCCUUUCCCUUAUGAGAGAUCAUAUGGGACAAACUUUCUGCUAUCGGGUUUGUAUCUUCUGUCCAAAGUCUGUUUAUUUUUGUUUAUUAAGCAAAUUAUUCAGUAAAAGGAAUGCUUCAUAAACAAUAUUGCAAUCUUCCUGUUGUCUGAUUUUUCUCACCAACUUUUGCACAAUCAGGUUUGCAGCUUGUUUUGAAUUCUCACAAGCUUUGUUAUUGGUCCCUGAAUUUAAAUUUUAGAAAUGAUUUUCUGAUCUAUUAGUAAAAGUAAAAUGUAUAUCCAUACAAAAUCUUUAAAAUAUCUUUUAACAUAGAUUCCUGUUCUGGAAUCUACAUAUCUUUAAGUGAACUUUUAUUCUAACAAUUUAGAAUAAUAUUUAAUUUCAUUGUUCUGCCAAUAUAUUUGAAACAAAUUUGUAAAGCUGUAUGUUUAAUUUGAAUAAUUAUUUCAAAAUGUAAAUCUCUUAAGAAUAGACAAGGCAGCCUAAUAUGAAUUUAACAGAAAAACUUGGAAAAUUUUAUUUUCUACUAGAAAUGUUGGCAUCCUAUAAAAUGCAAAGCUCACCUUGUACUAGAAGAGUUUACAGUGCCAGCAUUGAAAGGUUUUCUUUCUUGAAGUGCAGUUCUAUCAGUAAGCUGUUUUUCUAUAUUCAUGUCUAGUAUGAUCCAAAUUAUUUCAGCUUUCAACAAAUGAAAGAAUUAUAUAUUUGUCAGCUUCAGCUUCUAGACUUAGCCCAUAUUUAUCAUUAGAGUUGUUCCAGCCCUAUUUCCUACCAGUUAUUCCAGCCCUAUUUCCUCUUUUCAUUUGAUUUAUGCCUGUAAAAUGUGUAAAUGUCUCCCAAAGGUUAACACAAAACUACAUUGAGAUCAGGACUUUGUUUUCAACUAAAAUGUCUUUAAGCUGUAAUUCACAAACUGUUUGGAAACAUUUAAGCAUACACAUAUUGUGAAAUUUCAAGUCAUUUUUAAUGUUAAAAGUUGCAUCUCUUUAAUACAAAAUAUUUUCAACUUUACUAUGAAAAAAAUGACAUAACCCAUUUCUUUUCUCUUAUAAAAGAGCCUGGCAAAGAGGGCUAUACUAUGUCUCAAAUCUUAUCUCAGCUACAGCACCUCUUCGUAAAAGGAGUAAGAAUAGAUACAGCCUAUAGAUAUACUUGGAGUUUUACUUCCAAGUAGAUCCACCAAUUCCACUAAGAAGAGACCAAGUAAAGAUGUAAAUAUUUCCCCUCACUUUCCCAAAAGCUAAUAUUCCUAGCAAGUUCAAGUGAAUUCAGGAGUCCUUAAUUGCAUUUUAUAUGCAAUUUUGAGAAUUUGCAUUAGGAAACAGUACAACAUGCACCAAAGAAAAGGAAGCACAUCCCUGAAGCAAAUAGACCUGUCAUGCUCUAUCCUUUUUUU
This is a messenger RNA of Pseudonaja textilis, 5289 nucleotides long. RefSeq names its product polyhomeotic homolog 1 (gene PHC1). Lineage: Eukaryota; Metazoa; Chordata; Lepidosauria; Squamata; Elapidae. Gene Ontology annotation, biological process: negative regulation of DNA-templated transcription. The record is from RefSeq and is a predicted model, not a curated record. Gene Ontology annotation, cellular component: PRC1 complex; nucleus. Gene Ontology annotation, molecular function: zinc ion binding; histone binding; chromatin binding.